Impatiens glandulifera is the source of this 1690-nucleotide messenger RNA. Its product is annotated as peroxisome biogenesis factor 10. NCBI's taxonomy places the organism in Eukaryota, Viridiplantae, Streptophyta, Magnoliopsida, Ericales, Balsaminaceae. Gene Ontology annotation, biological process: protein import into peroxisome matrix. The record is from RefSeq and is a predicted model, not a curated record. The transcript is spliced from 12 exons. Gene Ontology annotation, cellular component: peroxisomal membrane. Bases 226 to 1455 code for a protein of 409 amino acids. Gene Ontology annotation, molecular function: zinc ion binding.
UCUCCGUCGUUCGAGAUCUCCUACCUCUGUGUGUGUGUGUGUGUGAGAGAGAGAGAGAAAGAAAGACGGCGUUCUUCAUCUCACUUCAGUAUCGCCUCCGUGCGGAUUAAGCGAUGUCUUCGUCUUAUUUGCAGUGAAGAUUACCCAAUUUGCACUUUGAAGAACUUGUAGAGAGAUAUACAGAGACUAUUACUAAUACAGGUGUUUCACACAACUGACUAUAGGAUGGGGUGGAAAGAGUCAUCGAUUUCAGGUGAUGGUGGGCCCCAUAACAGCGAUGAAGCUGGACCCAGUAGUAGCAACUUCAUUGGAACCAGUAGUAAAUCAACACAGAAUGGUGUUGUCCGCAAGUUUCCAGUUGCAGCACAGCCAGAAAUUAUGAGAGCUGCUGAAAAAGAUGACCAAUAUGCCUCUUAUGUCUAUGAAGCGUGUCGGGAUGCUUUUCGCCACAUCUUUGGUACAAGGGUUGCUAUGGCUUAUCAAAAUGAGACAAAACUUCUGGGGCAAAUGCUCUAUUAUGUCUUAACAACUGGUGCUGGUCAACAAACAUUGGGAGAGGAAUAUUGUGAUAUCAUUCAGGUAGCUGGACAAUAUGGGCUUCCUCCGACACCUGCACGACGUUCUUUAUUUAUUAUGUAUCAGACAGCUGUUCCUUACAUUGCAGACAGAAUUAGUUCCAGGGUUGCUUCUCGUGGCAUUGCUCUCGCUGAUUCACUCUCAGAUGAGUUGAGUGAGAACAAUGUACAGGACAACUACCAAGCCCCUUCAUAUGACAGAAGGGAAGAACCAUCUUUCACAACCUCAGGAGCAAGAAUAUCCAUGCUGUCAAGAUUUAGACGGAAAAUUAGUGCAUUAUGGAUACAUACCAUUCGAAGAUGGCCAUCAAUGCUUCCUCUUACUCGAGAGAUUUUGCAAAUAAUUCUUCGCACUAACCUCAUGUUCUUCUACUUUGAAGGAUUAUAUUAUCACAUAGCAAAGCGUGCUGCAGGAAUCCAUUAUGUAUUCAUUGGAAAGCAAAUGAACCAAAGGCCUAGAUACCAAAUCUUGGGCAUAUUUCUCUUAAUUCAAUUAUGCAUAAUUACUGCUGAUGGAUUACGUAGGAGCAAUCUAUCCUCCAUUGCAAGUUCAGUUCAUCCAACCACAAUGGGUGCCCACCAGGGCACAUUAGUACGUGGAGGUCUACCUCUACUAAAUGAAGAGGGUAACUUGAUUGCUGCAGAGGCUGAGAAGGGGAAUUGGGUCACUGAUACAACAUUGUCUUCGGAGUCGGAGGGUAGAACCAGCAAAUGCACGCUUUGCCUUAGUAAUCGUCAAUACGCAACUGCCACUCCUUGUGGCCAUGUUUUCUGCUGGAAUUGCAUCAUGGAGUGGUGCAAUGAGAAGCCAGAAUGCCCUCUAUGUCGUUCUCCGACGACUCAUUCAAGUCUAGUAUGUUUGUAUCAUUCGGAUUUCUAGUUAGUUGUAUAUACAGGUCAUCAUCUUACUAAGAAGCAGGAUUAAAAAAAUAAGUUCAGUAUAAUUUUUUAGUUGCUACACAUUUCCCCCUGAAGACUGUAGUAACUGCAGACAUUUACUCUCUUUAAUCUUUCAUACAAAUCUACCAUGUAAGGUAAAUGUAUAAUAAUUAACUAUCUUGUUUGGUUUAAAUUAUUUAUUAAUAGUAAGUUAUGAACUCUUCAAUCUCUUUGGU